UUUGAGACCACUGAUUUACUAUUAAAGCGUGAAAGAAACUAUGAGCAUGCAUGUUUUAGUUAUGUCUUCAGUUAAGUCGUGAAGUUACCAAAACCCCAGAACUGUCUCCUUCAUCUAACAAACCCAAUUCAACUUGUCAGAUCAGUCAAGACUUUAAGACCUGAAGUGGGUCAGAAAAGAGUCAUCAUUCAACAUUGAGGAUAUUAUGAAGACUCCAGAAAGCCCAGGCAGGCGGGCAGAACCGAAACCAGCAGAGCUGUUAAUCAAACUCAGGAAGCUGCAACAAGCUAAGAAGAACCUUGAGGAUGAAGUGAAGGAAAUUACACUCCUCAGAUGUACUAGGAAGGAGGAAGAGGAUGCAUUAACUGCUGAAGCCCUACAGUUGGAGGGUACACUGAAUGAAAAGGAAGAGUUAAACAGAUCUCUGCAGCUCAAAUGUGAGGACCUCCAGCUGGAGGCACAAAGGCAGCUUGAGCAGAACCAUCAGAAAGAGGAAGCAGUAAAGCAGUGCUGCUUUCAGAUUCAGGAGACCAAACUGAAGCACAGAAAGAUUCGGAUGAAGUUUGAGAAUCAGCUUCAGCAUUUAAUGGAGCAGCAUAAAAACCUGUCCAAUGUCUUUACUCCAAAAAGACUUCCAGCAGAAAUACAGUCUGCAGAGUAUACCACUGAGCAGUUGCUGAAGGCUGAACAACAGAAGCUGGAGCAGUUGACCAAGCUUCUGGAUGGGUUAAGCUGCACCCAGAACGCAGAGAUGUGCAUGGACACUUGUGACAAUGCAUCAUGAAUAUCUCAAACAGAUUUUGCAAACUUGAGCUGAGUAUGUAAUUACUUCCAACAAAUAUGAAUAUUACAAAGAAGCGGCAUAUAUAUUAUUUCCAAUUCUGUUUCAUUGUUCUAAUUUAACUGGUUACCAACUGUACUGUCAAAAAAUAUUUGUGAACAUAUACUGUUGAUCAAAUCAUCUUGUAUGUUGAAUAUAAAAGUUUCUAAAUCAUUUAUUUAGAAUUUCUACGUCACAAUAAUAAAAGUUUGUAAACAAGUCCAAAUUCCCCAAAAUUUGCAUUUAUAAACAACAAAAAAAGUACUGAUGACACUCGAUCAAAAAACUCUAUCAUUAAUUCCAACGUACUUCUAGAUCAGAUAUUCCUCAUUAGAUCAGCUUCCAGUCUCCAUGAAUCAGUCCUAUGACACAUCCAGCAGGGAACUCUGGGAAAUUUUUGGUAACAGUAAUACCGGUCUGUCUUAAAUUUUGCAUUGACAAAGUACAGGCUAAAGCCCAGUCCUGAGAAUAUCCUUAUCAACCUUAUAUUUUAUGGUUUCUCCUGACAACACAGUUCAUGCAGGAAUGUACAUGUGUAGUAUGUCUGAAACUAUUAUACUGCAAGUUCUGAUUGCUAAUGAAAUUAAAAUGCCACCACUAACAUCACUUUCUCAGCUUUCAGUUCAAUUUCUUGAUAGCAAAAUGUUGAUAGAGGGAAAAAAAAUUAAUGAACAGGCUUCCUUUUAUUUUCAGACAUCCCAUAAAUACUUUCAAUAGUUUCUGUGUUCUUUCCCUUUAAAAGUACAAUAGUUGUCUACCAACUAUCUCUGGUUUUCUUUAUGCCUGUGAUCCAUUGGCACGGUCACCACCAAAGCAUAAUUUCAGCAUUGACAUAUCCUGGGGUGUUUGUGUGAUGUACUUUAAAGAGGGUGUGUUUUGGUGCCUUCAGAGUAGCAUAUCUCAGUUUCUGCCCAGACAUGUUAAUUUCCUUUGGAAGUUGGAAAUAGUGUUCACUUGUACAUACACAUCAUAACUAUAAGGUCAGUUAGAAAAAGGUAGAGCUGAGACAAUCCUCUUGAAGUCUUAACCCUCCUUUGUCCUGAUUCGUAUUUCUAUGUUCUGCAGGAAUAGUGUGUGGUUACUGUUAUGAGGUAUGCUCUCAUGCCAUAUAAGGGAAAAGUAAAUCAUCUGUGGGCUCAGAUUGGCACAAAGCAAGGAAUAUUCCUCCUGCUGCAGCAAGAAUCCUCAUAUUUGAGGUUGAGCUAUUUUCGUGGUCUGUUUAUAUGAGAUCCGUGGACCAUGUAGAUUACUAGUCAUUUAGUAGAUGUUUUUAUGUGAAGCGACUUAUUUGCUCCUCUUUGUUUGUUCACAGGAGUAUUGGGGUUGUUUGGUA
This is a messenger RNA of Carassius auratus (goldfish), 2153 nucleotides long. Its product is annotated as synaptonemal complex central element protein 1. NCBI's taxonomy places the organism in Eukaryota, Metazoa, Chordata, Actinopteri, Cypriniformes, Cyprinidae. The record is from RefSeq and is a predicted model, not a curated record. The transcript has 10 exons. Bases 206 to 784 code for a protein of 192 amino acids. Gene Ontology annotation, cellular component: synaptonemal complex. Gene Ontology annotation, biological process: synaptonemal complex assembly.